AUGUAUAAAUCUUCGUGGGCCGGCGAUGUUGAAGGGCUCUCAAUUACGUUUCACAACACAUUCCGUCAGGCGGCGGGGGGGGACAGGUUCGCGGACAAGGUCCGGAUAUACGCACUGGAUGUGUGCCGCACCAAUGACGGAGAACUUUUGAACGAUAACCUCGUCGAUCUGUACCUCAGGAGCAUGCUCGGAGACAAGCAUGUAGAGAGGGGCAACGGUGUCUUCGGCGUUCCACGCGGCGAUGCCGGCGAUGCCGACGACGCCACCACUGCCGUGGCGAGUUCCACGCCGAGGUCUGCAGGAUCCAUCGACGCCAACAAGGUCCACAUCUUUGCCAGUUCUUUCUACACCAAGCUCUCCGAGAGAGACGAACGGCCCUCGGAUAUAAGUCAGAUCAUUGGAGGAUGCAUGACUGCAGUGGUGCUGGUAGUCGCCGACCUAGUAGGCAGGUUCGUUUCCGUUACUUUCAGCUGGACGGAGGUCGCAAUGUAGCCGGCCAGAGUAUGUCAGUGGUCGCCGAAAUAUCAAUACGCCAAGUUUUUUUUUCAGAAGCCUGCGGCUCUAACUUGAAUCCGUCACGGUCUACCUAUCCGAACAAAGGCAUCUGCUGUGGGCAUGUGGGGCGAGGACGCAACGCACGGAUAUCACAGUUAAUCACGCGUCGCCUAGAUUAAAAAAAUUACUAUUUGUAGACGUAUAACCUUUCCUGUACCAUAACAAUGUUUAUACUCUUCGUCCCAGCGUGUUCCUCCUACUUGAUGCUGGUUCCCGACAUGAUUACGCCCUCGGCGUCAGAUCUGUCUUGCGUCAUACACUAGGUGUAUCACCACAGAAAAAACAUGACAUACUCCCCCCGGUGCCUCUUCGGUCGAAGCUUUAUUUUCAUCUCAAAAAGACCGGCAAUACCUCGGAGACAACGUGCAUGACUUCGACAACGCACGACGAUCGCCCCGAGGGGAGUCUUGACCGGAUGUCAUGGUUUACGGCUAUUUUUUCGGGUAGGUGGCGUAUAUGAUGGUGCUGGCUCUCAGCGCACACCUAUCCCUAUCAUAGUUGCGCUCGGUAACCUUUCGAAAGGGGUGGUCGAAGAAGAGGGUUACAGCGACAGGAUUAAGAGGGAAGACAACGUUAGACUUCAGGAAAGUUGUUGGGUGUGAUACUGCGCCCUCACCCCGAUGAUGGAAGCAGCAGACCACGUGAACAGGGUAUUUGAAGGUGUGCUCUACGGUAUGGGGUGUAAUGAUUCCCUCUUGGGAGCAGAGAGAGCAGCCGUAACCCUGUUGUCUGUCGAGCGAAGCGCGCAUCACGCGAACAAAGUAAAGCGUUUCGAUGUGUGCCUUAUCCAAACAAGCGGAACUCCCCAGCAGGUUUUCGACAAUCAGUAUUUCAUCGAGAAAGCAAAGAACGCUCCUCCCCUAGCGGGUAUGGCAAGAGCGCGGUAAUACACAAGUUUGAACAUAACACACCGGCCGCGACUCCAUGCUAACGAUUUCCUUACUAUGUACCCCCCGUCCCGUCCGUUGUUCCCUUUUCGCUAUAGGUAUUUCGGAAGGUUAAGCGUUGGACCCGGGGAGCUGAUAUCUUCAACAUGAAGUUUAUCUUCGUGCCGGUCAACUGCUGGUUGCACUGGAGCCUUGCGUGCCUCUGCAACCUCGACACUAUAGCGGUAUGUACCGUUGCAUGGCGAUAUAUACCAAA
Ectocarpus siliculosus is the source of this 1698-nucleotide messenger RNA. Lineage: Eukaryota; Phaeophyceae; Ectocarpales; Ectocarpaceae. The record is from the annotation of a GenBank genome assembly.